This is a messenger RNA of Prorocentrum cordatum, 889 nucleotides long. Lineage: Eukaryota; Dinophyceae; Prorocentrales; Prorocentraceae. The record is from the annotation of a GenBank genome assembly.
CUGGAUUGCCGAGGAGGCCCCAGCCAGGCCUCGCAAACGAAGCAGGCGCACUUCGCUAGACAUGCGCAUGCAUGGACGUGGAGGAUGAGACGUGCGUUGCCGAUCGCAUGCAAGUUGACAGAGAGGAAUGCGUUUUACCGGCGCUGCGGCAAAUCGCGGAGAUCAUCACAAAGGCAGCUUCGCAGACGGACGUGCCGCGCCGCCGACUGCGCCGCGAGCCGUGCGCGCCGGAGAUGCUUGUCAAGCUGGGAGCCUUGCAGGAUCUCAGACUCGCCACCGCUGACCCCUCUCACCGACAUGUUUUCGCAGCGGCUGCCAACAAGGUCCGGAAGGAUAUAGGAUAUGCCGCGAGGUCGUUUUUGGAAGGAGUGCAGAAUUUGGUGAAGGCACGGUUCGAAAUUCAAGUUUCGCCGACGCUUCACGGGGAAAGGGCGCGCGAAGAAUAUCGAACGGGAUUUGAUGAUGACAGAUAUGGCGGAGGUCGUGGAUCAUCCAAAGCAGUUUUACGAGUGUGAAUAUUCGGGCCUGGAGGGCCAUUCGCCGCCGAAGUGGAUGCAUCGCCGAUGGUCGAACGAGGACCUCGAGGCAGUGGGGAACGUCACUGGUUUGAAAGUGCGUAAGUUGGCAGUCGGUUGAAGCAUGGCAAGACAUGUUCGCGGGAGGUCUUGUUGGUUUCAGAGAUGUCACAGGCGAUGUUAUCGGAGGCUUUUGAUGUCUUGCCGGAAUGUUAUGUUCUACGUUUGCUCAACCAUGCGGCGACGGACGAGGAUGAUUUGUUCGAUCUUCACGAAAUCAUUUUGUUUGUAAAAUUUGGCAACCUGGAGCUGAUGAAGGGUUUUCGUAAUCUUGCCAUUCUGUCUGUAUUUCACAAGUUGUACAGCAGCCCGAU